Molecule: messenger RNA, 4691 nt
Organism: Liolophura sinensis
Lineage: Eukaryota; Metazoa; Mollusca; Polyplacophora; Chitonida; Chitonidae
Exons: 2
Coding region: 44-3427 (1127 amino acids)
Source: RefSeq, a predicted model, not a curated record
AGUUGCAAGUCGUUUCCCAAAGAAGGCAUUUGUUAUCAUCAGUAUGGACGGAUGUGCAAAUUGCGGUGAGCAGUUCAAAAGAAGACCGCACGGUUACGAUAGAUGGAACUUGGAUACGAAUGUGCAAAUCGGCUUUGUGGGUAGCCAGGGUCAGCCGCCGAGUGAACCUAUGCAAGUCACCGCGCGACAAGCGCUUGAAAAUAUGACUGGGCUGUCGUUUGUGACAUUUGGAAACAGCAAACGACAGGGUGAAUUUUUAUGUCUUAGAUGUCUGGGUCUUCUCAAGUUUGGUUAUCGAUGUUGCUGUGCAAUGAACGAGUUUUGGAGGCUGACAUCUGAGGAUAGUUACUUGAUGCAUUGUUUGUCGCAGGAUUAUCUGCAUGAACUCCAGUCCGGUGCUUCUUUUAGAGAGGAUAUGACAAUGCCAGCACCGUCAACGGAUGCAAACAGAAAGCCGUAUCCACGAUCAUUUUUGAAUAAGAAACCAAAGAAGUCGUCUAAGUGGAAUACAAUAGCAGGCUAUAUUCAAAAGCGUCGUUAUCCACUUGCCGUGCGCGGGAUUUAUCGUGCCACGGCCGGAUCAAAAAGACAGUUUCUGAAUGUGGUCAAGAAGGAAGUACGUAGGGAGGUUAAAUCACUCUUCCUCAGUGAUAUCUGCCUCUGUCAAAAGGCUAAUCUGAUGAGCACACCGGAAGAUAUUCCAUGGGAUGAAGUGAUUGAGGAGCUUCGAGAUAAAGCUCCACUGUUACAUACUGUGCUCAUAGGUGCUGUAUCUGCUGGAAAAACUGAGCAUGACCUACGUCGAGGCCAUAACAGACAAGUUGACCUGAAGCCUAUGAUUGGUACUGCCCUUUCCAUCCUGCUAUAUGCAAAAUACCCUGUCAAAGCAAAUUAUUUGCCCACCACAAUUUCAUUACUUCUGAGAAGAAAGCGGUCCAAACAAAAGACUAUCAGUCUGCUAAGUAAAUUAGGUUUGUGUUUUGGUCCACACGGCACAGAUGUUUGCUUUAAAAGGUUAAAAGAGGAGUUUGAUUUGGCAAUGUCCGACUGCCCUAUUGGAGAUGAAAAUGUUGUAGAAGGCGAGAGGUAUUCACCAACUCUGAAUGGCACUGAGGAGGAGUGUUUGGACUCACAGGUUCUUAACAGUGUUGAAGAUGCAUCCUUAGACUCAUCAUUUGUUAACGACGAGGAAGUAACAUCAGCUUUAUCGCCUCCAGGUCAUAUAGAGCCAGAUGUCAAUAUGAUGUUAGGGGAAAAUGAACCAGAAUUCGAAACAGAUAUUUCAGAAACGGAUAUAUCUUCCGACGAGGAUGAAAUAUAUACUGAUGAUGAUGAACCUUGCACGGAAAAUGGUCAUAUUUCUGACAAAAUACCCGUGAAUAUGUCGACUGAAGAAUACCGUGGAUCAGGUUAUGACUUUGAACAGUCAAGAGAAGAAUCUCUUGACCCUGGUUUUACACUUUCCUGGGAUAAUGUCUGCAAUCGAAUGAUAGCAAGUCAUCCACAUGUAGACCAGCAAAAUGCAAAAGUAAAGUAUUCUCUUGGAUAUUUAGCAGUAAAUCGUAUUCCAACGGUCCGUCUAGAUAAUUCUGACCGGACAACUAUUUCAGCUUCUGAUAUUCCAUUUACAGUAUUUACACCCUCGGUUAGAGACUUUCAUGAGCUACAGUCCAGAAUGACAGUAAUUGUGUCACGCAUUUUGACAAGACACUUGCAGUGGUUCAGUGAGUUCUUUGAUGACUGUACUGUGGAACAUGUAAGUCAUAAUCACUCACUGGAGUCUGUGCAAAGGAGCCUUUUAAUGAAUCUCGGGGCACUGGACGAGAGCUCGACUGAUGCAAACACAGAUGUCAUUAACUGUGUUCAAAAGUACAUUGCGAAAGGCAGUGAUCACUCUGUACCUGCUGUUAUAUUCAGAGAUAGUUCAAACUUUGGGUGUGAUAGUCGAGACAAUGAUGUGCUUAGGGUAGAAACUUUAAUUUCGGAUGCUCAGGAGUUUCGAAAAGAGAUCUUGCUCCUGGAAGACUAUUACAACGACUUCCUGAAAGAGACUAGCUUUGAAGAAAAAGGCACUCUACGUCAAAUCAUGAACAUGAUAAAUUUUUCAGAUGACAAGUUGAACAGUUUUUUACAACGAUGGGAUCUCAUGUGUGAAGCAACGGAGGCGUUUGUCAUCCUCUCAGCAAUGGAGGUCAUGGGCUUGAAAACGACAAGUGAUCGCCCUCCUUCCGCAGUGAAGGCGCUAGAAGCAUGUUCUCUCCAAAAGAGACGGUCAUUUCUGGAUGCUGUCAGUAAACAGAUUGUUCAGUCAAUUUGGCAUGAGAUGGACACAGAUGCGCUAACAAUAUCCCCGUCAGAAGGUGUUGCGGAUUACUGUUGUAAUGAGGACAGAGAUGAAGGUGUGGUGAGAUGUAAAAGUGGAAGGGGCUGUAUCAAGGGAGAGUUGUUUCAUUACUCCUGUGCUGGGGUUACAUUACACCAACAACUAGAUGAGUGGUACUGCAGUGAAGAAUGUGAACAAAAAUCCAAAAAGACUUUUAAGUAUUGUAUGUGUUCACAAGACAUGGGUGAUGUGGCCAUGGUUGGAUGCGCGGCACAGGAUGACUGUUUAUUGAAGGAAUGGUAUCACCUUGAGUGUAUCGGCUUUUCUGAGGAAGAGCUUCCAUCCUGUGAAUGGUACUGUACUGAAGAAUGUAAACUGUUGUAUGAAGAUGAAUCUGUGCGACAAAGCUCUCGACUGGUGAAGAAAAGAAGGACAAACACAACUUACUUACCUGACUUCAAAUUCAGGUACAAUACAGCACUAGCUUGGAGGGGCCUCAAUCUUCUAUGUCGUCGGGAUGCUGUAAGGGAAGGGGAUGGUGAUGCUAUGUUGUCCUAUUGGGUCAUGGACCUUGUGGAUUUCUAUCGGACCGGUAAAUUUGAAUCGGUGACAUCAGCACAUCGGCUCCUGUCUUCAGUUAACGGAUGGUUACCAGAAAAGAUUGGACAUGACCUACGCUGGAACAGGACAGUUAAUUUCACCGGUGGCAGUGGCCGAAAUAUACCAGCUGACCUGAUGAACGACAUUUUAAACAGACUUUUUAAUGACUUACCAAAGAGUCGGAGAGAUUGUUUCGUGUCCAAAAUAUCAGAUGACGCCAAUCCCUCUCUGGAUCUUUGUGAGGAUUCUAUAGAUGUUGUAUUUGAUCCAAAAAAGAUUCAGCGUGAAGUGAAAUUACACACAAGACGAAAUGCAGACAUUGACAAAAACGUCCGUAUGAUAGUGAAGAGUUUAAGAGGAGAGGAUUUAUUUAAGGUAGUCCCGGGCAGACAGUACAAGGCCUUCCCCAUGUUUAAAUACGAUUCCAGUCCUAAACCUGAGGGAAAAUUUGGCUUUGAGUUAGUUCGGUUAGCAAAAAGGCUUGAUAGUAUACGAUUUACGUAGAGUUUAGAAACGAGGAUAUUGUUUCAUGGAGCAGUGCUAAUAACAGAAACACUGGACAAAGACUAGUAGCUGAUCCCUUAGUAUAACAUUGGCGAAUGGGACCUUACAAAUGAAAUACGCAUCAAAAAAGAAUUUCCACUUAAUUUUUUUUUGUUUAUAAAUUCCUGGAAAAAAGGCAGAUUCUUUAACACACACUAGACCUGGAUUUUGUAUACAACAAAUGUGAAACAUCUGUGAUUAUAUGCAUGGCAUGGCGUUGUCCGUCGGUAACAAAGGUUGUCAUAACAAUAGCACAAAUAGCCCUGAAUAUACGCCCCAACCCUGAAUUGUCAUAAAAAAUCAUGAAUAUUGGAGGGAGUCUUGAAAAAAUCUCGAAUUUUCGCUUCCAGCAUCUUCCUGUCCACAUGUAUACAUGUAUUAGUGUUAGUAACUUGUUUUCUACAUCGCACUGGGUGCUCAUCGGUUGAGUUUUGGUUAUUGUUUCAUUCUGAAACACCUGACGCGGAAUGGUAUGAUACUGGCGUACAUAGUUUGUCAUUUGGUAUACAAGGUUUACUCAUAAAAAGUCGUGAAUUCUUGUUUUCAGAUGUGUGGCAACCAACUUUGCUGCGUUCACACUAUCUCCAGAACGUCUUUCCAUGACGAAAAGGUCAUCAACUGCAUGAGAAACCUGGUGUCAGUACACUGUGGUGUCAUGUCCGGUCUCUGUGGUUUGAGACAGGCCUAUAAAUGUAUGCCCUCACGGAAGCGUCGGCAGGCCCAAAAUAAUGGACAAUUCAGAACGUGUAUGACAAUAUUUUUAUCGAAAUAGCUAUGCCGUUUCUAGUCAGAUGCUGAUGGUUGCACGAAGCUGGCCAACUGGUCAGGGCGUCAAAUUGGUGAUUGAAGAGACAAUUUAAUUCCGAGUCGGAUUGUACCUUAUACUUCUUCUGUUCGCUCUCCAUGUAUAGGAGGGUAUGCCAAGUGCUGGUCAGUCUGGAGUCUCGAAUCUUGUCAAGCAAAGAUAAUUUAAAAAUAGAAUGCCCUGCAUUUACGGGUUAUGUCAUCUGCCAAAAGAAUUUUACCUUGCAUAUACAGGUUAUGUCCAUGGUGCUAGGCGCUGCUUGGCCUGCAUUGUGCAGGAAUGCUGUGACUGUAUGUCCAACAAUUGGCGGCCAUACGAAACAGUUUCUUUACGUUCUAAAAGUAAUAACGUGAUCGUACAAUACAUGUGUAUAGGCAUUGAAUGAACAAGCAGCUUUCGGCAUACACUGUAUAACGACAA